GUUAAGAAUUUUGCAAAGGAGAUAACCAAAAUCAGUGUCUCUGAGAGCUGGGUCACACGCUUCCUCAACUGUAACUGCAACCUCCUGACAAACCAAUGGACCUCUGCCAUGGCUGUUGAUUGUCACACAGCUGACUCCUAUGAUAAGUACAAGGCGUACUUUGACCUCUUA
Molecule: messenger RNA, 171 nt
Organism: Macroventuria anomochaeta
Lineage: Eukaryota; Fungi; Ascomycota; Dothideomycetes; Pleosporales; Didymellaceae
Exons: 1
Source: RefSeq, a predicted model, not a curated record